Molecule: messenger RNA, 747 nt
Organism: Acanthosepion pharaonis
Lineage: Eukaryota; Metazoa; Mollusca; Cephalopoda; Sepiida; Sepiidae
Source: the annotation of a GenBank genome assembly
AUGCGGUAUAAUGAUGUCCCCGAGAGAAAUUCAAUUGAAAAGAGCUUCUUCGAAUGGACAUUCCUUGUUCUUCUUCCGUGCUACUCAAUACGCGUUCAAAUAUUUUCUUCUUUGCUUAUUCGUCCCCGCCCCCUGACUACGUGCGAAUCCAUCCUGAAUGCGAUCAAGAUAUUCGCCCAAUCUGUUCAGUCUAAUCGCGUAACACGUGACCCUCAACUUCACAUGAGCCUCUUCGGAGCAUGCUCGCCAACCUCACAUGUCACCGUGUUAACAAAAAAGGAAAUGUAUAAUUGCAACAAAAUUCCUCCUUCUUCGUUUAUUUCUGUCUUUAUUCUCCCCUUACCCCACAGGUUUCCUUCCUUCUCUAUUUCAUUAGAAUCAUUUAGUUUGAACCAUCAUAUUUUUCAAGUGCUACUCUACCCCUACUCCUCUUCCUCUCUCUUUCCCCUUUAUAAUCAGCAUUUAACAUUUUCUCUCCAAUCAUUUCUUUCUUUCUAUGUCGCGAACCAUUUCUUUCUUUCUUUCGAUGUCGAGAACCAUUUCUGCCUUCCUUUUUAUAUAAAAAAACGAUUUCUUUCUCUCUUUCUUCUUUUUGUCUAUGUUGAGAAUCAUUUUUUCUUUUUAUGUCGAAAACCAUUUCUUUCUUUUUCUUUCUUUAUUUCUGUCUGUCUUUCUUUCUUUCUUUCUUUCUUUCUAUGUCGAGAACAAUUUCUUUCUUUCUCCAUUAUAUUCUUAAAGAUCCCUUAA